This is a messenger RNA of Amphimedon queenslandica, 2492 nucleotides long. RefSeq lists its product as uncharacterized. The transcript is spliced from 5 exons. Gene Ontology annotation, cellular component: membrane; extracellular region. The coding region runs from base 168 to 2459 and encodes 763 amino acids. NCBI's taxonomy places the organism in Eukaryota, Metazoa, Porifera, Demospongiae, Haplosclerida, Niphatidae. The record is from RefSeq and is a predicted model, not a curated record. Gene Ontology annotation, biological process: lipid transport; proteolysis; lipoprotein metabolic process. Gene Ontology annotation, molecular function: lipid binding; GTP binding; cysteine-type endopeptidase activity.
GUGUGGUUUCUAUGAGAGGGGCCGGGGAAUUACCUCAACUGCAGUGAAACUGCUGAAAACUGACAUUAACUGCUGAAAGCUAAGCCUUGAGCUGCUGCAGUUUAAAGACAGAGGCAGGUUAUUCUCUCUAUCUUGUACCUUCAGAUCAAGCCCUUCCCCUGUGCUGCAUGAUGGCUGAACCUUUACUUAAAGAUCAAGAUGAUGAAAAUCUUGAAUCAUCUGGUUUCUUCAUUGAAAGAUCCACCGAUUUAUCAAAACUAUCAGAUAAAAAUAAAGGUGCCAUGUCAACAUUAAAACAGGUUCUAGCUAGUGAAGGAACUCGUUCAGACAUUCACCUCCUAAUGGUGGGCAAAACAGGCCAGGGGAAGUCAACCUUGAUCAACAGCUUGAUAGAAUUAGGAGAAGAGAUUGCGAAAGAAGGAGCCGAAACUGACAUGUGUACAAGAUCAACCCACUCUUAUGUCCACCCGGAGCUGUUACCAGAUGUCAAGGUGAGGAUCGUCGAUUCGCCUGGUCUACAAGAUAUCCAUGUUAACGAGCAGCUCUAUAUUCAAGACAUGAAGGUUCAGUGUCAGGAAGUCAGUUUAGUUCUGUACUGUAUGAAGAUGACCAACCACAGGCUGGCUUAUGAUGAUACAUUGGCUCUACGUAGGCUCCAUCAAGCGUUUGGUCCUACCUUUUGGAAGAGAGUUGUAUUUGUCCUCACUUUUGCUAACAAUGAGAGGUGCGAUCAGAAGGAUAGUCGAGAUGAAGACGGUCCAGAGCCUCCAUUUACUGACCAGGAUGCAUGGGCGGAGUUAAUAAGGAGGAGGUUUAUUCACAGAGUGCGGCUGAGAUCUGCUGACAUCAACGCUUUCUUGAAACGGAAUUGUGAAACAGAUGAAUAUGCUCAUUUCAUACCAGCUGGCCAUUAUAAGCCAAAUUUUUACAACCCCAACCCGUUGAAGUUACCUGAUAGGGACAACUGGCUGCAUAAUUUGGUGAAAUCCGUUCACUCGCAAAUCAAAAAACACAACUUUAGCAGGCUGAACUUGAACGACAAGGUUCAUUUGGCCUUUAUUGUUGAUAAUCAUGGUGAAGUUAAAGUUGAAGAAGAUGGGACUAAAACGAUUAACGAUGAUGCUAAAGAGUUCAUAAAAACCCUUGAAAACCUUGGGUUCUGUACCCUCUACUUCAACGCACUUAGUUCCCAAUCCAUCAGUACUUUACUUGAGAUGCUUCUCCACAUCAAUGCCUCUCAACUGGCCACAUUUGCUUUCGUUCUCCUUUCUAAAGGGAAGACUAGGCACCUUUACGAUUGCAACAAUGAAAUAAUAUACACUGACAAUAUUUUUGAGUACUUCCAUGACGAUCAGUCUCACCUUGCUUUAGUACCAAAGAUAUUUUACUUCCAUUUAGCUCACGUCAAAGAGCCGAGCGAGAAACUUCAGUUUUCGUCAGUUCCUCCUAAAAACUCUAUCAUACUCAUAACAUCAGUUGAUCAGAACAGCAGUAGCGUAGUCCUCAAGACAGUUAGCAGUAAACUGACUCAUGAGGCCAGCAUACAGCAGUGUUGCUCUGAGAUCCACGAAGAAUGCAACAGGAAACAUGACAAGGUUUUCUGUGUGUACAUCGAUAAUUUUACUGACAAAUUUGUCCUACCAGCACGCUAUGUACCUUUCCACUCAAGAGCAGAGAAAGAGUAUUACAAGAAGCAGCUGGAGUUAUACCGCUCAAUGUGGUACCCCAUACGCUGUAAGACCAUCAGCGUCCUCUCAGAUAACAAAGAAGCUGUACUCUCCAUUGUCCGCCAUGAGAGGAUUGCUAGGAUAGCAGCUUCCUCCGCUAGUAUAGUCCUCGGGGGCGGUAUGGUAGUCGCUGGUCUCGCUCUCCUCCCAUUCACUUUUGGUGCGUCGAUUGGUCUAUCGGUUGCCGGGGGUGUGGUUGGAGCUACUGCCUCACUAGGAGGGAUUGGAGCUUUUAUUGCUUCAAAAAUUCUAUCAAAUAAGAGACUCAAGUCGGCCCAGGAGCACAUCAGCCUUGACCAGCAACUGAGCAUCAGUAUCAAUGACGUUGCCGCUAAAUAUAAUGAAGCCAUGAAGAAAUGUGCUGAGUCGGCUCUUGAUGGAGGCGAAUUGGUGGGAAAUGUAGCAGCUGGUGGAGCCCAAAGUCUUGCUAGUCUGGGGCGGGUUGGUAUGGGUAUCGCUAUUGGAAUAGAGUCAGCUGCUGAGGCAGGAGCUAUUGCUUUACGUACCGGAGCUCGUACACUGGGUGUGGUCCUGGCUGGGGCCUCGUUAGCAGUGACAGUUCCCAUUGACCUAGGAUUCAUUGUGUAUCAUAGUUACCACAUACACAAGUCCUCAAAAGACAAGACUGGGAAAGCUGAUAGCAAUAAGGUAGUUCAAUGGCUCAUUAAACAGACUGAGGACAUGCUUAAAGGUAAGCUACAUAUGUUAGUAAUAGGUUUUGGCGGGUUUUGAGCAGCUGCUAUAAAGAAAGACUGUAGACAAACU